AUGGCCUCUCCCAAUCAAGAGGACAUUGGUCCCAAAGACAUUCCCAAUAAGGAUGUCGCCGUCGAGCCCUCCCACCCCAUUGACGGCCACGGAGAGACUGGUGAACGCAGACGCACUCAUCAUGACAUCCCAGACCAUGGCCACAACCCUUCCAUGCAGAGGGAUGUAGACCCAAACCCGGACCUGGCUCUUCACUACUCCCACGAGCAUCAGCACAAGCACUUACAUCACAAUCGCGCUUCUCUCGCAGGCCGACAUGACGAGGUGCUUUACUCGGAAGGCACUACCUACGACAAAGCUCACAUUGAUCCAAAAGGUCCCCAAGACUAUGUGACCCAUAACCUUCGUGACCCUCACAAUGAGAAGACCGAAUUUCACGGUGACGCCGAAAAGGGUGCUCUCUCCGAGCCACUGAGGAUGGGCUCCAACAACUCUGAAGACGACGGACAGAAGCAUCGCGCGUCGAGGAAUUACUCCAAGUACAAGAUCUUCGUGCAUUUGUUCAUCUGGCUCCUGUUCACCGGCUGGUGGAUCGCUGGUCUUGUUAUGCAUCGACACGACUUGGGAUGGCUGAUUCCAUUCCUACUGUACCUUGCCAUUACCCUGAGACUUAUCUUCCUCUGGAUACCCAUUACGAUUGUCACGAAACCUAUGCAUUUUGUAUGGAACAACUCGGUCGUGAAAGGAGUUCAAUUUAUCCCAGAGAAAUUCCGCAUUUGGUUGGCCGCUGCUGGCGCACUCGCCGUCAUUCUUCUUGGUGCCUUCGUCUCUGAAGAGUCUGCGGACAACACUCGAGGAAAUCGUGCUAUCUCCCUCCUCGGCUUGGCUGUAUUGCUUGCAGUUCUCUAUGUUACAUCCCGAGAUCGCCGCAGAAUUCGCUGGCACACCGUUAUUGGUGGCAUGUUGACACAAUUCGUAAUUGCUGUCUUUGUGCUUCGAACCAAAGCCGGAUACGAUAUCUUCAACUUCAUCUCCUUCUUGGCCCGCUCUCUCCUGGGAUUUGCCGAUAGAGGUACUUCGUUCUUGACUGCGGAUUCCGUCACUCAGUUGCACUGGUUUUUGACUGGUGUUGUACCUCCUAUUAUCUUCUUCGUGGCCCUGGUCCAAGUCUUGUACUACAUCGGGCUUAUCCAGUGGUUCGUUGGAAAAUUCGCCGUCUUCUUCUUCUGGAGUUUGCGAGUCUCUGGUGCAGAAGCUGUCGUGGCUGCUGCAUCCCCCUUCAUCGGACAAGGUGAAUCUGCUAUGCUGAUUCGACCUUUCGUGGCUCAUUUGACUUUGGCUGAAAUUCACCAAGUCAUGUGCUCUGGCUUCGCCACUAUUGCUGGGUCUGUCUUGGUUGCAUAUAUCGGUCUUGGUCUCAACCCUCAAGCCUUGGUAUCUUCCUGCAUCAUGUCUAUUCCCGCCUCGUUAGCUGUCUCCAAGAUGAGAUACCCCGAGACCGAGGAAACAAUCACUUCCGGACGCGUCGUUAUUCCCGACGACGACGAGCACCGCGCAACCAAUGCCCUCCACGCUUUUGCAAAUGGCGCUUGGCUUGGUAUCAAGAUCGCUGGUAUGAUUGUGGCAACACUUCUCUGCAUUAUUGCGUUGAUCGCUCUUAUCAAUGGUCUUCUUGGCUGGUGGGGAAGAUAUAUCAACAUCACCCAAGAUGGCAAGCCAUAUCUCACACUUGAGCUCAUCCUUGGAUACAUCUGCUAUCCAGUCGCAUUCCUACUUGGCGUUCCAAGAGAUGAUCUACUUCGUGUCGGUCAGCUCAUUGGUGUCAAAGUCAUUGCCAAUGAGUUUGUUGCGUACAACUCACUCACCACCGAGGCCCAGUAUAUCAACAUGAGCCCACGCUCCAAACUCAUCGCCACAUAUGCACUAUGCGGUUUCGGUAACCUUGGAUCCCUCGGUACCCAAAUCGGUGUGCUGUCUCAAAUUGCACCAUCACGAUCUGGUGACGUCUCUCGCGUUGCUCUAUCCGCUCUAUUCUCUGGUGUUCUCGCCACCCUCACAUCUGCUUCUAUCGCCGGCAUGUUGGUCACUGACCAGAUCACUCUUGCCCAAGAGACAAGCUAG
Molecule: messenger RNA, 2061 nt
Organism: Exophiala bonariae
Lineage: Eukaryota; Fungi; Ascomycota; Eurotiomycetes; Chaetothyriales; Herpotrichiellaceae
Exons: 4
Coding region: 1-2061 (686 amino acids)
Biological process (GO): nucleoside transmembrane transport
Cellular component (GO): plasma membrane
Molecular function (GO): nucleoside transmembrane transporter activity; symporter activity
Source: RefSeq, a predicted model, not a curated record